Messenger RNA from Symbiodinium sp. CCMP2592, 1326 nucleotides. The record is from the annotation of a GenBank genome assembly. NCBI's taxonomy places the organism in Eukaryota, Dinophyceae, Suessiales, Symbiodiniaceae.
AUGCACUCAAAGUACUCCUACCUGUCCUGCGGCUACCAAAGCGGCCAAGAUAGCAUCACUGAGCAAAUCCGGGAUCAACUGGCUGGGCAGACCUACACCUUCGCAUAUCCGGCAAGCAGCCGCCCAUGGCACUACGAGCAGGAUGGAGAGUGGACAGGAUCCGUCGCCAGCUUCUUCAAGAAGGUGGCGAACUCCGCGCAAUUUCAGACCACCCGCGUACCUGUCUCUGACGCCUCCCUCAGCUUGUUUGCCUCCCCCUGGGAUGCAUGCGUGCACGAUGUGCAAAUGCAGCUCAUUGAUUUCUGCAUCUCCGUGAUCAUGGAGACGGAUACGCGGCGACAGAUGGCCACUUUUUCGAGCCCGAUCAUGGCAGGAAACAUGAAACUGAUGGUCCGCAAGCAGGUCUACGACAACCGCUGGGACCCGAGCUUAGGCUUCAAGUCCGUGUGGUUCAGCUGGCUUCAGCCCUUCUCGCCCUUCCUGUGGCUGCUUGUGGGGCUGCUGGUCAUUGCUGCCGGCAUUGCCUUCUAUUGGGCCGAGGAGGCGUCAGAGACCGGCUGUUGCGCAGAAGGUCCCUGGAACUCCGUGAAGACCGGGGUCUCUCAAGGCACUCUUUCUUUCUUUGCCGGUGGCGACCUUGGCGACACCAAGACGCGCGCGGGCAUGUGGAUCCGGGUUGGGUUCGCAGUCUUCAGCAUGGUGAUGUUGGCAUCUUACACGGCCAACCUGGCAACGAUGCUCGUGAUCGAUGCCCAGCAGUCCUCGGGAAUUUCCAGCAUCCAGGACUGUGACCCUCCAUCGGAUCUUUGCCAGAAAGUCUGCGUCAUCGCACAGCAGCUGAACUUGGUCCGAGCGCAGCAUCCUACUAUGGAAGUCGUCGUCUUCCAGAACUCUGGCGAUCUCGCAGGGGGUCUUGUGAACGGCGACUGCCAAGCAGCCAUCGUCCCUGAGCACGACGUCCGCGCCCGCUCCGACUACCAGGAGACGAUGUGCGAGAAUGGCUUCCACCUGGUUGGCGAAGCUGUGUUCACCGUCUAUGUGGGCUUUGCCGCCAGAUCUGACCUGAUCAACGCGCUGAGCUACCACACCCUGCAGCUGGUCUACCAGGGGGAGUUCCUUGCCAGCUAUGAUCAGUUCCGCUACAAACAGAUCGACACGUGCUUGGAAGACUCGACCUCUGGGGAGGAAGAGGAGGUUCAGCUCACUGCUGUGGACAUGGCUGGCGUUUGUAUCGUCUUCUCUUCCUUCCUCUUCCUGGGCGUCGUCGCGCGAUUCCUGAAGCUUGGACGGUUUAGUUUGUUUGGCCAUUGGGUUGUGGGAACGUGA